Molecule: messenger RNA, 1047 nt
Organism: Seminavis robusta
Lineage: Eukaryota; Bacillariophyta; Bacillariophyceae; Naviculales; Naviculaceae
Source: the annotation of a GenBank genome assembly
GAUUGGAUGGAACCAUUCGAGAACAUUCAUUGGUGUGACAAUACUGACGACAAGAAUGGUAGAGAUCUCUUUUGGAAAAAGAAUGACAAGGCCGACAAGGCGCCGUCGGAACCGCCUCUGGCGCCACGCGAACAACGAAUGGUGCGACGUUUGAUACUGACGGGAGACAGUGAACACAACAUUCCACAUGUGCGGGGAUAUCUACCGCCGGAAGUCGCCUUUUUGACCGAUCUACAAGCCAUCCAAAUUAGUUACACAGAGUUGAAUGCCGAUCUCUCCGAAUUGCUCCCCACCCAGCUCGAAACACUCUCCUUGUUAACGUCCCUCUUAUACACGUACAAUCAAAUCAGAUCCACCAUUCCCACUCGAAUUGCCAGACUCCAACAACUCGCUCGUUUGGAUCUACAGUGGAACCACUUGUCCGGGUCCAUUCCGUCCGAAAUUGGAGCCAUGACGCUAUUGACGUCGCUCAAUUUGGAACGCAACCGCGUAAAAGGCAACAUUCCAUCCGAACUGGCUCUGCUCAGUUCCACUAUGAAACACCUGUAUUUCCAAGAGAAUCAACUCGAAGGGACGCUCCCGUCCGAGUUGGGGGAGAUGACAGUGCUCCAAUGGUUGGAUAUCCAUUCCAACUACUUGCAGGGAUCCAUCCCGACUGUGUUUGGGAGAAUGACCUCACUCGACACAUUCGAUGCCUACCAGAAUCGACUCGACGGACCCAUACCCUCCGAACUAGGAAACAUGUCCAGUGUCAAAACACUCAAUUUGUGGGGCAACAAUCUGUCCGGUGCCCUGCCGUCCGAGUUGGGAUUGUUGGCUCCCACGUUGGAAAAACUCUAUCUUCAUGACAACCCGCGUCUCAACGGGAGAAUUCCUAGCGAAUUUGGUCUGCUAACGCAUUUGAGAGAACUGUGGAUUCAUAGCACGGACUUGACAGGUGCCAUCCCAUCGGCCCUGUGCAAAAUGCCAUCCUUGAAGCGAUUUGAAGUGAAUUGCUUGAAAGUGACCUGUCCGGGAGAAUGUGUCUGUCGGUGUUAUGCAUUUUAA